Molecule: messenger RNA, 999 nt
Organism: Cottoperca gobio
Lineage: Eukaryota; Metazoa; Chordata; Actinopteri; Perciformes; Bovichtidae
Product: neurogenic differentiation factor 4-like
Exons: 1
Coding region: 1-999 (332 amino acids)
Biological process (GO): positive regulation of transcription by RNA polymerase II; axon development; camera-type eye development
Cellular component (GO): nucleus
Molecular function (GO): E-box binding; DNA-binding transcription factor activity, RNA polymerase II-specific; protein dimerization activity
Source: RefSeq, a predicted model, not a curated record
AUGAUGAUUAAGCCAUAUGUAAGACAAGGCGAGGGAGAGGAGGCCGUCAGCCCUCUGCAGUGGAUGGAUGGAGAUAUGAGCUCCCCUGAUGGAGACGCAUCAAAUUCCUCACACCACUACAGAGCUGGAGGAGUGAACCAGGACGGGGAGAUGGGGAGUGAGGAUGCACAGGAAGAAGACGAGGAGGAUGAGGAAGAGGGACAGGAGGAUGAAAACGAGUCCAAACGACGCGGGCCCAAGAAAAAGCGCAUGACAAAGGCCCGGCAGGAGCGCUUCCGUGUGAGGCGCGUAAAGGCUAAUGCCAGGGAGCGUUCGCGUAUGCACGGUCUAAAUGAUGCACUGGAAAGCCUGCGCACCAUCAUGCCAUGUCACUCCAAAACACAGAAACUGUCCAAGAUCGAGACGUUACGGCUGGCCCGCAACUACAUCUGCGCUCUGUCCGAAGCCCUGGAGGGGGGCCUUUCCACAGAGAGCAGGAGCUUCAUGGAGACUCUGUGUAAGGGCCUCUCGCAGCCCACCAGCAACCUGGUGGCUGGCUGCUUGCAGCUGGGACCGACUUCUGGUGCUGGAAUGAGGCCUGAGGACAGACACAGAGUUCGGGCAGCACCUGCUCCUCUCGGUGGCGUGGUGAGCUACUCCUCUCCAGGCCUGCCAAGCCCGCCAUACGGCACGUUUGACUCUGCUCACCUGCUUCACCUGAGGGCGAUGAAAGGAGGAGUGUACGAGAAUCACUCGCCAAAUGAGUACAAUGCCGGCGGUGUGGGGACCCCUCCGUACGAUGGCCCCCCUACACCGCCUCUGAGCAUCAGCAGCAACCUGGUGCUUAAACAGGAGCCUUCACCGCACUACCCACCCCCACACCACUACUCCUCCUCCCCUGUGGAGCAGGGCCUGUAUCAGACUCAGACCGGCUAUGACAUACACUUAGAGGGGCCAUAUGACUCCUACCAUCCACAGCACAUGCCCCCCCGACAGAUCACCUCCGUCUACAGAGACUAA